Molecule: messenger RNA, 1063 nt
Organism: Leptinotarsa decemlineata (Colorado potato beetle)
Lineage: Eukaryota; Metazoa; Arthropoda; Insecta; Coleoptera; Chrysomelidae
Source: RefSeq, a predicted model, not a curated record
AUGGUCAACAGCUUAUUUUCGUUGCCUUUCAUUGAACAUCCCACCCCCAGUGAAACCACGUUUAGAGUACCCUAUACCUCGUGACCACUGUGGUAUAACUCCGGGUUGGUUGAAAGCCCUUCUUUACCAGUUGCAAAACAACCAAACGAUAUCAUUCAGGAUUCUGUGGGAUAGAUGGACUGGAGCAUGUUUGUCCCACAAUACUCUUAUAGCGAUUUUGUGUAUUGGAGGAUUCGACAAUCCCGAUGCUAUACCUUGGUUGAGGUUUAUCGGGCUUUGUGCUGCUCACUUGUCUGAUGACUUAACGAAUACCAUGAAACUGAUAUGCGAAAUAAUGACUGAAGAACCCGAAGGUGGAUCUGCCAUGAUACCGUUGGAAACUUUCAUAGACCUAUAUCAAUUUAUUGCUCGAAUAGAUGGAUCAAAACCAGUGAAAUUGAAAAAUACUCAUUUCUCCGAUUCUUUGCUGUCCCUAUGGAGAGAAAAGACAGAGAAGGAUGAACAACCCAAGGAAAUUAAAGAAGAAUCUGUGUUCGAGGAGGAAAGUUUGGUGAGUCAACCAUUGGAGGCAUCAGAGUCGGAAGAGUCGGUAAAACAUUAUACCAAGGAAGAAAUUUCAUGUCCCAGUUUGGUCGGAGACGAUGAUUAUUCUGUGGAUUAUUAUAUUCCGGAAGCAGGAGAAGAAGAAGAAGAAGCUGUUGCGCCUUCAGACGGUUUCACAGGAGAACCUUUGGACCUUUAUGCGUUACAUGGCGAAGACGAUUAUGAAGUGGCAGGUGAAAGGGAAAAAUAUGAUUUGACAUCAGAGAAUUCCGAAACACGACACAUUGCUCCAGAGGAAGGGGAAAAGGAAGAUGGAGGAAUAGAAGAGCAUUUGGAGGGAGAAUUAGAAAAACAUGUUGAAGAAGGAAAACAUAUUGAAGAGAAAGAGAGUGCUGGUGAUCAUACAAUAGAGCCAACCGCUUAUGAAUCUGUUGAUACUAUACAAGAAAUACCUAGAAAAAUAGAGCCUGAUGACUUCGAAGAUGAAAAAACUCUUCUCGAGGACCUUCAAAGAUUGAAA